Messenger RNA from Rosa rugosa (rugosa rose), 1214 nucleotides. RefSeq lists its product as uncharacterized. The transcript is spliced from 2 exons. The record is from RefSeq and is a predicted model, not a curated record. NCBI's taxonomy places the organism in Eukaryota, Viridiplantae, Streptophyta, Magnoliopsida, Rosales, Rosaceae. Bases 10 to 1008 code for a protein of 332 amino acids. Gene Ontology annotation, molecular function: hydrolase activity; ATP binding.
AAGUUGAAGAUGGAAAAUGGUGAAUUUGAUCUGGCUGAUUUUGUAAUUGAUCUUCACCGUCGGCUCAAGCAUGAAAAAUAUAAGGGUGAUCUGAUGGAAUUUGUUUAUAUUGAUGAGGUUCAAGAUCUCACAAUGAGUCAAAUUGCUUUGUUUAAACACAUGUGCAACAAUAUUGAAGAGGGAUUUGUCUUUUCUGGUGAUACAGCACAAACAAUAGCAUGGGGUAUUGACUUCAGGUUUCAGGAUAUACGACAUCUGUUCUACAAGAAGUUUGUAUUGGAGUCAAGAAACAAUAACAACGAUGAAAAAGGCCUCAUCUCUGAAUUACUUCAGUUGACUCAAAACUUCCGUACUCAUGCUGGUAUACUGAAGUUAUCACAAAGCAUUGCUGAACUACUGCAUCGGUUUUUCCCCUUUUCUGUUGAUGUUUUAAAACCUGAAACCAGUCUGAUUUAUGGGGAAGCUCCAGUUUUGCUUGAAUCUGGGGAAAUCGAAAAUGCAAUCAUGAAAAUUUUUGGAAACAGUGGAAAUAUAGUUGGCUUUGGUGCAGAGCAGGUGAUUUUGGUGCGAGAUGAUAGUGCUCGACGAGAAAUAUCCAAAUUUGUAGGGAAGCAUGCUCUUGUCCUAACCAUAGUGGAGUGUAAGGGCCUUGAGUUUCAGGAUGUCCUCUUAUACAACUUUUUCGGCACAUCACCUUUGAAAAAUCAGUGGAGGUUUAUAUAUGAUUACAUGAAGGAACAAGAUUUACUCGACUCCACAUUACCUAAGCGCUUUCCAAGUUUCAGUGAAUCAAAACACAACAUAUUGUGCUCUGAACUGAAGCAAUUAUAUGUGGCUGUUACUCGAACAAGACAGAGAUUGUGGAUUUGUGAAAAUGUGGAAGACCUCUCGAAACCUGUGUUUGACUAUGUUGGGGUUGAGCUAUUACUCACCUCCUUUGAUCCAAGCUUGCUGCCUUGUUAUGCAACUGCUCUUCACAACUCCAAUCAGGUAUGUUGCCUUGAUUAGCUUCUUAGAUCAGUUGAUCUGUAUCUCCUGCACUCAAUCACACACAUACACCAAUAUAUAUUUGACAUAGAAGUGAUGUAUAAUAACAAAGAUACAAGAAGAAGAUGAUAUUGUUGAGAAAGGGGCUGUAGCACUCUGAUGCUCUGUCCUCUGUUUCUUCUGAUAUUUCUGAUCAGAUUUUUCUCUCCACUGUUUCUAGAGAUGCA